CAUUUCAAAUGCUGAGCCAAAACCAGCCGACCCCGAGAAACUUAAACUCGAAAAAACAAUCAUUAGGUUAGAGAAAGAAAUAAAAAAAGGUAAGGAGGAAAUGAUGAAAAGGAAAUUGAGCGAAGAGGAAAUUUCAGAACUAUAUAAAAAAAGUUACUCGCUGCGAGAAAACGCACCUACUCUCUUGUUUUGCGGCGAGGAGUUUAAUGAGCAAUUAAUGAGGGAGAAAAAAAGCGGUAAUAAUAGUCGAAAGGCAGUAAAGGAUUAUAAUAUUAUCGAUUUUGGGCAGGCGGAAAAUAAUAAACUUGACACUUUCAAAAAAAAAAUCCAAGAAAUCUGUAAAAAAACGGAAAAUUUAUCCGAAAGAAGACUUGAUGGAGACUCGCCAAUUGUUUGGCUGAAAAAUAUUGAUAAGAUUACUGAUUCAGAACUAAAAAAGGAACUUUUGAAAGUGGUUGACUCAAGUCAAAAUACUAACUUAGGAAAAUUAGAAAACCCGAUUGAUUUGUCUCAGUUUACUCUGGUGGCUACCACUUCCACAACUCGCCCCAAACUGUCGAAUGAAUUAAGAAAUAAAUUAAGGCAUAUUGAGCCAUUUUUAGAAAAACAUAA
Molecule: messenger RNA, 612 nt
Organism: Ambispora leptoticha
Lineage: Eukaryota; Fungi; Glomeromycota; Glomeromycetes; Archaeosporales; Ambisporaceae
Source: the annotation of a GenBank genome assembly